Molecule: messenger RNA, 924 nt
Organism: Brettanomyces bruxellensis
Lineage: Eukaryota; Fungi; Ascomycota; Pichiomycetes; Pichiales; Pichiaceae
Exons: 1
Coding region: 1-924 (307 amino acids)
Source: RefSeq, a predicted model, not a curated record
AUGGGUCUAUUUUCCAGAGUUCUGCACAGGGAAACUGCUUCCAAGAGUCAUUCUUCAUCACACAGCAAGGGAACAACAAUAUUACAGAUACCGCAGAUCAAAAACGUGCCAGACACAACGUCUAAAUCAUUCGUUGUCGGGAAUGUGAGUAAAGCUCCAAAUACCUCAGGUAUCAUUCAAAAACAAUUAGGGGGUAUGAAUAGGGGGAUAUCUGUAAAUUAUGAGGAGAUUGAGAAUUUAAAAACUGAAAACAACAUGCUUCAUGAACAGGUGGCUCAACAGAAAUCGUUCAUACAGCGGUUAACGACUGAAUUGGAUGUUGAGAAGAAGGACACUUUGCAGAUGAAGCAGAAAAACCUGCAAUUGGAAAAAAAUCUAGCAAAUGCCACAAGAUCUGACUUACGAGACAGUCAGUCGUCCUCCGAGACUAAUAAUACAUCACUGCUGCUUCGAAAUACACCCGAAACAUCUGUUUCAACAACACCAGAUAAUUAUGAUUCGAAACAACAACCACAACAACAACCUCAGCAAACUACGAAACACGCUUCACAAAUAUUCGCCGGGCAGAACCAUACGCAAGUCAUACCGCUUACCAAAGAGAUGAACACGACCAUACUACAUACGCAGAAAAGCGUAUUAAUUGAAAGUCAGCGGCAAACAAUUGAACAACUAAAGAAGAGGGUGGCGGAGCUUGAGAUUCAAGCCAAAGAAAGUAUGGUAGAACGCGAAAGAUCUCUUGAUAUGCUCCACACCUCGAUGCUUGCUAUAAAAGCCAAUAAAAACUUUAUUGGGAGUAGCUCUAGUUUGAUCAAUGAAUCGGAAACAUUUCCCGAACCAACCAGAUCUUUGUACACUACAAAUUUGCCCCAGUAUUGUGAUCAUGAUGGUACUACAUAUGUCAUUGAAUCAUUUAAACCGUUUUGA